CGUUUCGGGCGUUCGGGCGUUUCGAGGCGUUUCGGGGCGUUUCGAGGCGUUUCGGGGCGGGGCGGCGGUUUCCACGGCAACAGCGGCGGCGGCAGCCGGGCCCGGCCGACAUUUUGUGGGCCGAGGUGAUCACUGUGCAUUUCAGCCAGAAUCAUGGGACUGUUUGACAAGCUAGCAGGAUGGCUUGGGCUGAAGAAGAAGGAGGUUCAUGUUUUGUGCCUUGGUUUGGACAAUAGUGGCAAAACAACAAUCAUAAAUAAACUUAAACCUUCAAAUGCUCAAACUCAGGACAUCGUUCCAACAAUAGGAUUCAGUAUAGAGAAAUUCAAGACAUCCAGGUAUUUGUCUUUCACAGUGUUUGAUAUGUCAGGCCAAGGCAGAUACAGAAACCUCUGGGAACAUUACUACAAAGAAGGCCAAGCCAUUAUUUUUGUCAUUGAUAGCAGUGACAAAUUAAGAAUGGUUGUGGCCAAAGAAGAACUUGACACUCUUCUGAAUCAUCCAGAUAUUAAGCACCGUCGACUGCCUAUUCUGUUCUUUGCUAACAAGAUGGACCUCAGGGAUGCAAUAUCAUCUGUGAAAGUAUCCCAGUUAUUGUCAUUAGAAAACAUCAAAGACAAGCCCUGGCAUAUCUGUGCCAGUGAUGCUCUUAAAGGAGAAGGUUUACAGGAUGGUGUGGAUUGGCUCCAAGAUCAGAUCCAAGCAAUGAAGACAUGAGAGAUAAAUAAAAGAUGUAUGGUGUUCUCACAAGUUUUGUUAGUAGGUAUAUGAGAUCUUGGAAAAGAAGAAAGACUUGAAGAAUACAGCCAGUUCAGCUAAAUAUUCUGUGUUGAUUUGUUUCCUUUUAGUAUCGCUUCCAGGAAAAAUGCAUUAGAUAACAUUGUACCUCAGGUAAUGCACAUCCAUAAAUUAAAUUGAAUCUCGGUGACUGGAGAGCAUAUUUUAAACCAAAAAUGUGUAAAUAAUAAGCAUCUGCAUUCAUUUUAGUUAUAGUUGAUAAUUAGCCAUCAAGAAGUGCCCCUGUGUUUUUUUGGGGAAGACAACUUUUAAGCAAGUGAUAAAAUGUAUAUUCCUGAGGAAGAAUAAUCAGCACUUCCUGAAAUAAAGCUGUAUGAAAUCCUUAAAAUUUGGCACCUGCGAACAGUAGGUAUUUCUGGCAUUUUUUACUGUAAAUUGUGACAUAGUUUUUUUUAAUAACCAUCUGCAGUAGGCUACUAGAAGAAUAUUUUGAUUGAAGUUACAAGGAUUCAAAUACUAAGUGCAGCUGUUACAAAUGAUUGCAGAUGUUUUUAAGGAACUGCUCAUAAUGAAAUGUUACAGUCUGUUUUUGUGAUAUGCCAUGGUUAUAUUUGCAUUCCCAUCAAUAAAAUUUCAAAUGUACUGCAUGUCACUUUUUUUUAAGAUAAAUAUGUUCAUUGAUUGCCUUUACAUUAUGGGGGUUCUUGGGUUUUAGUUCAUUUCAUUCAGAAUUUUUGUCCAUUUUAUGAUGGAAAUAGCAUUCUAUACUGUAAUAAAAUGGUUCUCUCAAUAAAUUUUUUUUAAUUGCA
Molecule: messenger RNA, 1547 nt
Organism: Anas platyrhynchos (mallard)
Lineage: Eukaryota; Metazoa; Chordata; Aves; Anseriformes; Anatidae
Gene: ARL6
Product: ARF like GTPase 6
Molecular function (GO): GTPase activity; GTP binding
Source: RefSeq, a predicted model, not a curated record